AUGCCGCUGCCGGUGCUCUUGCUGCGGGCAGCGGGCGCUUGGACCCGGCUCCGGCCGCCCUCCGUGCCGGGGCGCAGUUUCAGGUAUGGGGGGCGCCUGGGGCUGGCCGUGCCCCCCCGGCCGCCCCCCGCGCCCCCGGCCCCGCGCCGGCUGCUCCUGGUGGGCUCGGCCUCGGGCUGCGUGCUGCUGGGGCUGCUGCGCACGGCCGCGCGCUGCCAGGAGGCCACCACUGUCCCUGCUGUCCCCUCUGCUGCUCCCGAGCCGCCAGAGCCCCUCCCGGAGACCCCCUUUGACUGGCCACUGUUCUGGACCUUCCUGCGCCCGCAGCUCCUGGCGCUCUCCGCUGCUGUUGUGCUGGCACUGGGCGCAGCCCUGCUCAACGUGCGCAUCCCAGUGCUGCUGGGCCAGCUGGUGGACGUGGUGGCGCGGUGUGCCCGCGGCCACGUGGCCACCUACCUGCGGGAGGUGCGGCGCCCGGCCCUGCGCCUCCUCGCCGUCUACUGCCUGCAGGGCCUGCUGACCUUCGGGUACAUCGCGCUGCUGGCCCGCGUGGGCGAGCGGGUGGCCGGCAACAUGCGCAAGGCUCUCUUCAGCGCCCUGCUCAGGCAGGAGGUGGCCUUCUUUGAUGCCACACGCACGGGGCAGCUGGUGACACGGCUGACGGCCGACAUCCAGGAGUUCAAGUCUUCCUUCAAGCUGGCCGUCUCCCAGGUGAGCCCGGCCAUCUCCUGGGGCCUGCGCAGCGGCACCCAGACCGCCGGCUGCUUCGUGUCUCUGUACCUGCUCUCGCCCAAGCUCACGGGGCUGCUGCUCGUGGCGCUGCCGGCGCUCGUGGGUGCCGGUGCCGUCAUCGGCGCCUUCCUGCGCGGCCUGUCCCGCCAGGCUCAGGAGCAGGUGGCCAAGGCCACCGUGGUGGCCGACGAGGCGCUGGGCAACGUGCGGACGGUGCGCGCCUUCGCCAUGGAGGAGCAGCAGGCAGGGCUGUUCCGUGCCGAGGUGGACCGUGCCGGCCAUCUGAGCGAGCAGCUGGGACUCGGCAUCGCCGCCUUCCAGGGGCUCUCCAACCUGGCGCUCAACGGCAUCGUCCUGGGAACCAUCUUCGUGGGUGGCUCCCUGAUGGCUGGAGACCAACUCUCACCCGGUGACCUCAUGUCCUUCCUGGUGGCCUCACAGACAGUGCAAAGGUCCUUGGCCAGCAUCUCCAUCCUGAUGGGCCAGGUGGUGCGGGGUCUGAGUGCUGGUGCCCGUGUCUUGGAGCUGCUGAGACUGGAGCCCCUCGUGCCACUGCAGGGGGGUGCCACCAUCCCUGCCCACUCCCUGCUUGGACGCAUCUCCUUCAACCACGUCUCCUUCAGUUACCCCACCCGGCCUGGCUACCCUGUCCUGAAGGACUUCAGCCUCACCCUGCCCCCCUGCCAGACCGUGGCCAUCGUGGGCCCCUCAGGAGGAGGGAAGUCAACGGUGGCAGCGCUGCUGGAGCGGUUCUACGAGCCCACGGCAGGAACCAUCACCCUGGAUGGGCACGACAUCGCCGGCCUGGACCCCUCCUGGCUGCGGGGGCAGGUCAUCGGCUUCAUCAGCCAGGAGCCGGUGCUGUUUGGCACCACCAUCAUGGAGAACAUCCGCUUCGGGAAGCCAGGAGCCUCUGAUGCCGAGGUGUACGAGGCUGCCCGGCUCGCCGACGCUGACGGCUUCAUCCGCAGCUUCCCCGAGGGCUACGACACCAUCGUGGGCGAGCGCGGCACGGCGCUGUCCGGGGGGCAGAAGCAGCGCAUCGCCAUCGCCCGGGCGCUGCUCAAGGACCCGGCCGUGCUGAUCCUGGACGAGGCCACGAGCGCGCUGGACGCGCAGGCGGAGCGGGCGGUGCAGGCGGCGCUGGAGCGCGCUGCCGCCGGCCGCACCGUGCUGCUCAUCGCGCACCGCCUCAGCACCAUCCGCGGCGCGCACCUCAUCGCCGUGCUGGCCCGCGGCCGCGUGGCUGAGGCGGGGACUCACGAGGAGCUGCUGCGGCGGGGGGGUCUCUACGCCGAGCUCAUCCGACGGCAGACGAAGGAGGGGUCCUGA
This is a messenger RNA of Agelaius phoeniceus (red-winged blackbird), 2064 nucleotides long. NCBI's taxonomy places the organism in Eukaryota, Metazoa, Chordata, Aves, Passeriformes, Icteridae. The record is from RefSeq and is a predicted model, not a curated record.